GGUGGGCGCCGCGGAGCAGCACCCCCCAGCGAAGGAAGCCCCGCCCCGCUCCUCCAUCGCCGCCCCGCCCAGGCCCGCAGCGCAGCGCUGCAGCGCGAGGGACCGAGAGGCAGAGCGCCCAGAGAGGACCAGACCUCCAGGUCGCCCGCAUCCCCCGUGCAGCAGGAGAGAGGAAGCGUGGCCCAGCCCUGCUCCUUAGCGUUAGCCUGGUCACCCGCCACAGCUCCCUGAGCCUCAGAGACCGAGCACCUGUCCUCCGCCUCGGCCUCAGCUGAGCCCCUCUCCGCCGGAGCACUCGCGACCCCUGCAGCCGAAGAAGUGCCCCAGCCUCACGCCGGCGACCACCAUGGCGGAGACCAACAACGAAUGUAGCAUCAAGGUGCUCUGCCGAUUUCGGCCCCUGAACCAGGCCGAGAUUCUGCGGGGGGACAAGUUCAUCCCCAUUUUCCAAGGGGACGACAGCGUCGUUAUUGGGGGGAAGCCGUAUGUCUUUGACCGUGUGUUCCCCCCAAACACGACUCAGGAGCAAGUUUAUCAUGCAUGUGCCAUGCAGAUUGUCAAAGAUGUCCUUGCUGGCUACAAUGGCACCAUUUUUGCUUAUGGACAGACAUCCUCAGGGAAAACACAUACUAUGGAGGGAAAGCUGCAUGACCCCCAGCUGAUGGGGAUCAUUCCUCGAAUUGCCCGAGACAUCUUCAACCACAUCUACUCCAUGGACGAGAACCUUGAGUUCCACAUCAAGGUGUCUUACUUUGAGAUUUACCUGGACAAAAUUCGUGACCUUCUGGAUGUGACCAAGACAAAUCUGUCUGUGCACGAGGACAAGAACCGGGUGCCGUUUGUCAAGGGUUGUACCGAACGCUUUGUGUCCAGCCCAGAGGAGAUUUUAGAUGUGAUUGAUGAAGGGAAAUCAAAUCGUCAUGUGGCUGUCACUAACAUGAAUGAACACAGCUCUCGAAGCCAUAGCAUCUUCCUCAUCAACAUCAAGCAGGAGAAUAUGGAGACUGAGCAGAAGCUCAGCGGGAAGCUGUAUCUCGUGGACCUGGCAGGGAGCGAGAAGGUCAGCAAGACUGGAGCUGAGGGAGCCGUGCUGGACGAGGCCAAGAAUAUCAACAAAUCGCUGUCAGCCCUGGGGAAUGUGAUCUCGGCACUGGCGGAGGGCACUAAAAGCUACGUUCCAUAUCGCGACAGCAAAAUGACACGAAUUCUCCAGGACUCCUUGGGAGGAAACUGCCGUACAACUAUGUUCAUCUGCUGCUCACCGUCCAGCUACAACGAUGCGGAGACCAAGUCCACCCUGAUGUUCGGGCAGCGGGCAAAGACCAUUAAGAACACUGCUUCAGUGAACCUGGAGUUGACCGCCGAGCAGUGGAAGAAGAAAUAUGAGAAGGAGAAGGAGAAGACAAAGGCUCAGAAAGAGACGAUUGCAAAGCUGGAGGCUGAGCUGAGCCGGUGGCGCAAUGGAGAGAACGUGCCUGAGACGGAGCGCUUGGCUGGGGAGGAUGCCGCGCUGGGCGCUGAGCUCUGUGAGGAGACCCCCGUGAACGACAACUCAUCCAUCGUGGUGCGCAUCGCCCCUGAGGAGCGGCAGAAGUACGAGGAAGAGAUCCGCCGCCUCUACAAGCAGCUGGAUGACAAGGAUGAUGAGAUCAACCAACAGAGCCAACUCAUAGAGAAGCUCAAGCAGCAAAUGCUGGACCAAGAAGAGCUGCUGGUGUCCACUCGAGGAGACAAUGAGAAGGUCCAGCGGGAGCUGAGCCACCUGCAGUCAGAGAACGAUGCUGCGAAGGAUGAGGUGAAGGAAGUACUGCAGGCACUGGAGGAGCUGGCCAUGAACUACGACCAGAAGUCCCAGGAGGUGGAGGAGAAGAGCCAACAGAACCAGCUUCUGGUGGAUGAGCUGUCUCAGAAGGUGGCCACCAUGCUGUCCCUGGAGUCUGAAUUGCAGCGGCUACAGGAGGUCAGUGGACACCAACGAAAACGAAUUGCUGAGGUGCUGAACGGGCUGAUGAAGGACCUGAGUGAGUUCAGCGUCAUCGUGGGCAACGGGGAGAUUAAGCUGCCAGUGGAGAUCAGUGGGGCCAUCGAGGAGGAGUUCACUGUGGCCCGACUCUAUAUCAGCAAAAUCAAAUCCGAAGUCAAGUCUGUGGUCAAACGGUGCCGGCAGCUAGAGAACCUCCAGGUCGAGUGUCACCGCAAGAUGGAAGUGACUGGGCGGGAGCUCUCAUCCUGCCAGCUCCUUAUCUCCCAGCACGAGGCCAAGAUCCGCUCUCUCACGGAAUACAUGCAGAGUGUGGAGCUCAAGAAGCGGCACCUGGAAGAGUCCUAUGACUCCCUGAGUGACGAGCUGGCCAAGCUCCAGGCCCAGGAGACUGUGAAUGAAGUGGCCCUGAAGGACAAGGAGCCAGACACACAGGACGCAGAUGAGGCGAAGAAGGCCCUGGAGCUGCAGAUGGAGAGCCACCGGGAGGCCCAUCACCGGCAGCUGGCCCGGCUCCGGGACGAGAUCAAUGAGAAGCAGAAGACCAUCGAUGAGCUCAAAGACCUAAAUCAGAAGCUCCAGUUAGAGCUGGAGAAGCUUCAGGCUGACUAUGAGAAGCUGAAGAAUGAAGAACACGAGAAAAGUACCAAACUCCAGGAGCUGACAUUUCUGUACGAGCGACACGAGCAGUCCAAACAGGACCUCAAGGGUCUGGAGGAGACAGUUGCCCGGGAACUCCAGACCCUCCACAACCUUCGCAAGCUGUUCGUUCAAGACGUCACGACUCGAGUCAAGAAAAGUGCAGAAAUGGAGCCCGAGGACAGUGGGGGGAUUCACUCCCAAAAACAGAAGAUUUCCUUUCUUGAGAACAACCUGGAACAGCUUACAAAGGUUCACAAACAGCUGGUACGUGACAAUGCAGAUCUGCGUUGUGAGCUUCCUAAAUUGGAAAAACGACUUAGGGCUACGGCUGAGAGAGUUAAGGCCCUGGAGGGUGCACUGAAGGAGGCCAAGGAGGGCGCCAUGAAGGACAAGCGCCGGUACCAGCAGGAGGUGGACCGCAUCAAGGAGGCCGUUCGGUACAAGAGCUCCGGCAAGCGGGGUCAUUCUGCCCAGAUUGCCAAACCUGUCCGGCCUGGCCACUACCCAGCAUCUUCACCCACCAACCCCUACGGCACCCGGAGCCCUGAGUGCAUCAGUUACACUAACAGCCUCUUCCAGAACUACCAGAAUCUGUACCUGCAGGCCGCACCCAGCUCCACCUCAGAUAUGUACUUUGCAAACUCCUGUAGCAGCAGUGGGGCCACAUCUUCUGGCGGCCCCUUGACUUCCUACCAGAAGGUCAACAUGGACAAUGGAAACACCACAGAUAUUAAUGACAAUAGGAGUGACCUGCCAUGCGGCUAUGAGGCUGAGGACCAGGCCAAGCUGUUCCCUCUCCACCAAGAGACGGCAGCCAGCUAAUCUCCCACAUGGACUGCUGCGUACCUGCACUUUCAGUUUCUAAGAGGGACUGAGGCCUCUUCUCUCAGCAUGCUGCAAACCUGUGGUCUCUGAUACUAACUCCCUCCUCAACCCUUGUUGUUUGACUGUACUACGUUUGAUGUCUUCUCUUACUCUGUAUCUCUUUGUACUCUGUAUCUAUAUAUCAAAAGCUGCUGCUAUGUCUCUCCCUUCUCUCUGUCUUACUCUCUAGUAUCUAAUGAUGUAUUUAGCAAUUUCUAAGCAUAGUAUACCCUCCUCAUUUGGGGCCAUAGGGAGGAGGGUCAAUGUUUCUUUCUCUCAUAUAUGCGUCUCUCACACUGAGUGGUGUUAGUCAAAGAGAUGAUAAAAGGAAAAUGGGAGCUAGAGGGCUGUGAUCCUUCACACACACACACACACACACACACACACACACACACACACACACACACAUGCACACACAAAGCCUUAAGCAGAAGAAUGUCUUGGCGUCAUAAGAAGAUACAGAAAUAGAUUCUUCCUCCCUUCUCUCUCACAUUUAGCACAGGGGAGGGUAAAAUGGAAGGACUGCUAAAUAUAUGGAGAAUUGUCUUCAGACGUCCCUCACCCGAAUGGAGGGAUUCCGGGUGUGCACCUCUGCCCUCCGAAGUCUGCCUUUUGCCUCCCUCCUCCCGUUCCCCCUGGACAACCCAGAACAUGGAUUACUUAAGGGACCACUUCCCUUUCUCCUCAAAACUCCUUUUAAUAUUUUCUACUGCAGUGCUCAUGACCAGAACCCAGAGCUGCUUAAAAUUAUUUUGAAAAAUUGAGGAGGCUGACCCAUGUCUGGCAAAAUGGUUGCUCAUCUGUCCACAGUGAUAGUUAUAGCUAAGUAUAAGCAAAAUGAUUGCUUCUUUGGCUUUGGGGGGUAAACAGGCUGGAAAAUUCCUAAGUAUUUUUUGCCACAGGGAUGAGCUGGAUUCCUUUCUCUGUUCCACACUGGGCUGCAUGUCCUUCCCACUUCCAGCUUUUGGUUUGGGGGCUUCCAGUUCAUUGGCAAAACAGGUAUUUUGAAACACCUUCCUUUCAAGCUGAGCCUGACUUUUCCCCAAUCUACACAUUUUCCCCCACAAAGAAUUCCUUCUAUAAUAUCUCCAUCUGGCAUUAAGUGCACUUUAAAGGAAGGGGCAGGGCAGAUUUUCCAGAGGUGGAGGAGCCCAAGGGCUUGAGUUGGGUGGCUCCCUGCCUCCCAUGUAAUUUAUAGGACUAUUGUUUUGGUUUCAUAUCCUUUCUUACCACAUGGUGCUAAGGUGGCUUUCCAGGUAACUGCAGGGAUGGAGAGUGGAGGUCACAAGCCAGCCCCAAUGAAGAAGGAAAGUCUGGUGUCCAGAGAGUCAGCUUUAUCCAGGAUGGAAGAACAGGGCGGCAGGGCAACCUGUCACUUAGUUUCUAAGUCAGGAAAGAAAGCUCAGUGUGAGUGGCCAGCUGGUGAAUACCGGCUGUAUUGGCCCGUGAUUCCUCCAAGAGAAAAAGUCCCCUCUCCCUUUACCUGUUGGGCCCCCGUCUUAUAUAAAAACUUGGUAUUCUUAUUCUUGAAUAACUAAAAGUGAUGCAGGCCUGGGCAGUUUGCAUUUUUGUUAUUUGGUGGAAAAGCUUCACUAGUUGAGGAGCCCUUGAACAGCCCUAAGAGGCCCCCAGGGGUCUGUAGAGUGGUUUGAAAACCACUGCUCCAAGGAAAAGGGUUCAAGCUGGCUCUCCUGCCCCAAGCCCACAACUCAUAUAGCAAAGGGAAAGGGUGGGGUAGGUGAGCCAUGCUGUCUCCAGACCCAGGUGGAGAGGCAGGAAGACACUGGUGUACCUGCUGACUUGUGUUAAUAUUAGCCAGCAGGGCACCCAAGAAUCCAACGGGCUUUCUGUAAUCUUGCCACCAAAUGAUUCUUUUAAAACACAUAAGAAAAUGUGAAGGGUGUCGGACAGAUGAGGAGAGAGGUGACAGUGGGAACAGCUUUCUCUUUAGCAAGAUGUAAGGGAAAUAGAAUUCACUUACCGAAAUAAGAAACAACACACACACAAAGCCUUCCCCAGAAGCUUCACUCUACAUCCUCCUCCUCCCCUCCCUCCACCCCUCACCACAUUCCUUUCGAAGAGCCAGGGUCACCAGAAGCAGUACCUGGCCUGCCCACUCACAUCUGCCAAAAUGUUGCAUGCCAGCGUGGAAGACAAACCAAACCGCACAAACCCCAGUGUGUAUUUACUUGAUGUACAUAGAUACCUUUAAAAUAAAAUAAAUUCAAUGAUGA
Molecule: messenger RNA, 5721 nt
Organism: Sus scrofa (pig)
Lineage: Eukaryota; Metazoa; Chordata; Mammalia; Artiodactyla; Suidae
Gene: KIF5A
Product: kinesin family member 5A
Biological process (GO): microtubule-based movement
Molecular function (GO): ATP binding; microtubule motor activity; microtubule binding
Source: RefSeq, a predicted model, not a curated record